This is a messenger RNA of Coturnix japonica (Japanese quail), 13625 nucleotides long. It is a transcript of the gene FMN1, whose product is annotated as formin 1. Gene Ontology annotation, molecular function: actin filament binding; microtubule binding. Gene Ontology annotation, cellular component: actin filament; cytoplasm; cytoskeleton. Gene Ontology annotation, biological process: actin nucleation; cortical actin cytoskeleton organization. Lineage: Eukaryota; Metazoa; Chordata; Aves; Galliformes; Phasianidae. The record is from RefSeq and is a predicted model, not a curated record.
GGGGAGCGGGAAGCUGCGGGAGUGCGGCCCGGCUGCUGCCUGCCCGCCCCGGGCCCGGCCCGCCGCCGCGCAGCGCUGCGUGCGGUGAGCGCCGGUCCCCAGCGCCCAGCAUGGAAGGAGGAAACGCGGGGUGCAGCCGGCAGCUUCCCGAGCGGGCGGGUCCCGCGGAAAGUGAGCCGGACGUGUGCACCACUUUUGCGGUCAGAGCACUUUUUGGACUUACGGCCAAGUUGGAAUCGGUAACUCCCAAAGAAGAAGCAGUGCUUAAAGUGUUUCAACCUUUGCACACCGAUGUCAACACUCCGGCUAACAAUUGGUAUGAAAGGAAUGAUAAUGACGGUGCUGACGACUCAGAAAACCAGCACUGCGCGAGCUGUACUAGUAACCAAGCUGACCCGAUGUCUGGCAGCCGUGCUGAGCUGGAGCUGGAGCCAGAACCGACAGGAGAGAAUGAAAUACUUCUUCCCCGUUUAAGGUCUGUACAGACUUCUUUGUCUGAAUCUGACAACGAUGCUAUUCUCGUACAAGGUACUUUGGUUCACACAACAAGUGACACGGAAUCAGAUGGUGAGAGUAAGGACCCAGAUGCUGAUGAAACCAGCACAAGCGAAUGUGGGCUAAACAAUGCUGUUUUGUCUACUGUGGCUUUGGAUGGUAACAAUCAAAGUAAGGAAGAGUCAGACUCAGAGGGGUACGAACACAACGAUGACACUGUGGGUAGAGAUGACACUGAGUUAUACCCACCAAUUUCUCAGUGGCUUCCCAGAGAGCUGGACAGCAUUCUGGAGCAUGACUCCAGUGGCAAAGACAGAACGUUAAUGGAUGAGCAGUUUAGUCACUUGCUUGCUACAGGAGAAUGCCCUCCAGAACUUCCAGGUGAGGAUCAAAGACCUUCAGCUGAUAAUGCAUCUCUCCAUAAAGCAGUACUGUCUGAAAAAAGUUUCCAGCUGCCUGCUUUCUUUAGUGGCCUACGUGUGAGGAAGAAGGGACUAAACACAGAGGAUGGGGAAACUAUUACAGAAAUUAAACCGAGGGAGAAUGAUUUAGCUCUGCUUAAAUUGCGACAGCCUGUUAAGAAAUCCAACAUUACAUCAGGCUUGACCACAAAAAAAAAAUCAUCUGAACCUAAAGCAAGUCCUACUUUCCUGGAGCAGCUCUCUCACCUGUUGAACAUAGAUGUCUCCAAGAAUGAUGAGAGAACCCAAGAUUCUGGUGCAGGAUUUGGAGAGACUGAGGACAGCGAUGAAGGUCCAGAGAACAAACCCUCUGGCAAAACAGAGACAAUGUUUCCUUCAGAGGAAAUAAAGUCAAGCCCUGCCGAAUCUGCACUGGAUGUCUUUAAAGCUUUAUUCACACGACCUCCCAAAAAAGAGACAACUGCAGAUCCUUCAGAGCUGGAAGCCAUCAAACGCAAAAUGAGAAAUGAGAAAGAGUCCUUGAAAGCUGUAUUUGAAAGGUCAAAAUCUAAACCUGGCGACGGACCAUCAGACAAAUCUCCUGAUCUGAGUCCCUCAGAGCAAGAUGACAAGACUCCGGGGAGACUCCAGACUGUCUGGCCACCACCAAAAGCAAAUCACGAAGAAGUAAAAGUAGGAUUAAAGUACACAGAAGCAGCUCUCCUAAAGCUUUACAAGGAGGGACCAUCAGAAUACCAAGCUGCCAUUUUGCAUUUAAAGAGGGAACACAAAGAAGAAAUUGAAACAUUAAAGUCUCAAUUUGAACUCAGGGUAUUCCAUAUUCGUGGAGAACAUGCUGUAGCAACUGCUCAGCUUGAGGAAACCAUUGCUCAUCUGAAGAAUGAACUUGAUAAUAAAUUGAACAGAAGGAAUGAAGAAGCAAGGGAUAUUGGUGUUUCCACUGAAGAUGAUAAUCCACCAAAGACAUACCGAAAUGUAUGUAUACAGACUGACAGAGAAACUUUUAUAAAGCCUAGUGAAGAAGAAAACAGAGCUGUGAAAAACAACCAAAUAGUACCCAAAAAGCUUAAUAUUUCUUCUUUGGCACAUAGUAUUUCUACCCAAGGUGAAAAUAAGGACAGUUAUGAUGUACCAUCUUCAGAAAGUGUCUUAUCUUGUCAACCAAAACAAAUGCUGCCUCCACCACCACCUCCUCCACCUCCUCCACCACCUCCACCACCUCCUCCCUUCUCUGAUUCUUCACUACCAGGUUUAGUUCCUCCACCACCACCUUUGCCAAUGGGUCCAACUUCAGUGACACCUCACUUUGCAUCUGGGCCUCCACUGCCACCUCAAAUUUCUGAAGGCUGUAGGGAUUUUCAAGCACCAUCACCACCAGCACCACCACCACUUCCAGGGUUGGGACCUCCCCUUCCUCCUCCACUGCCUGGAUCCGGGGUACCUCCACCCCCACCACCCCCUGGACCUGGGCUCUUUUUUAAUAGCACUUUAUCUUCAAGUCAAGGUCCUCGGAAACCUGCCAUUGAACCUAGCCGUCCCAUGAAACCUUUGUACUGGACACGGAUACAAUUGCAAGGCAGCAGGAAAACUGCCAUACCAACAUUAUGGGAAUCACUAGAAGAACCUGAUAUACUUGAUACUACUGAGUUUGAAUAUUUGUUUUCCAAAGACACCACUCAGGAAAAAAGAAAACCAUUAUCAGAGACUUAUGAAAAAAAAAACAAGGCCAAAAAGAUUAUCAAAUUGUUGGAUGGAAAACGGUCACAAACUGUAGGAAUUUUAAUAUCCAGUUUGCACCUGGAGAUGAAGGAUAUUCAACAAGCUAUUCUGUGUGUUGACGACUCCGUAGUAGAUCUGGAAACACUGGAAGCACUAUAUGAAAAUAGAGCGCAAAAGGAUGAACUGGAAAAAAUCGAGCAAUAUUAUCGGACUUCAAAAGAGGAAGAACUGAAGCUUCUGGAUAAACCAGAACAAUUUUUAUAUGAAUUAUCUCAGAUCCCCAAUUUCGCAGAACGAGCUCAGUGCAUUAUUUUCCAGUCAGUUUUCUCUGAAGGGAUAACAUCGGUUCACAGGAAAGUUGAUAUCAUAACUCGUGUUUCCAAGGCUUUGCUGAACAUGACGAGUGUAAAGGAGAUUUUAGGUUUGAUUCUUGCCUUUGGGAAUUACAUGAAUGGUGGAAAUAGAACACGAGGACAGGCUGAUGGGUUUGGUUUGGAAAUACUCCCCAAACUAAAAGAUGUCAAAAGCAGAGAUAAUCAUAUUAAUCUUGUGGAUUAUGUUGUCAUAUAUUACCUACGCCAUUGUGAUAAGGAAGCAGGAACAGACAAGAGUAUUUUUCCUUUACCAGAACCACAGGAUUUUUUCCAGGCCUCCCAAGUUAAGUUUGAAGACCUAAUAAAAGACUUAAGGAAGCUGAAGAGAGACCUAGAAGCCUCUGAAAAGCAGAUGAAGUUAGUUUGCAGAGAAUCUUCAGAAGAGCAUCUCCAGCCCUUCAAGGAGAAAUUAGAGGAAUUCUUCCAGAAAGCUAAAGAAGAACGUAAAAAAGAAGAGAGCAGUUUGGAAAAUGCACAAAAAUGCUUUGAAGAAACAGUGGGAUACUUUGGCAUAAAGCCAAAGCCUGGUGAGAAGGAGAUCACACCAAACUAUGUUUUCACGGUGUGGUACGAAUUCUGCAGUGACUUCAAGACCAUUUGGAAACGAGAGAGCAAAAGCAUUUCCAAGGAGCGAAUUAAAGUGGCUCAGCAAUCAGUAAGCAAGUUAACUGCAGAGAAGAAAGUUGAAACAAAGAAAAUCAAUCCUACAGCUAGCCUGAAAGAGAGACUACGUCAAAAAGAAGCCAAUGUGAAUGCCAGCUGAAAGAAGAAAGAUGAAAACGAUAGUGUGUCUUAAUACCUUUCAUGAUGCUUUAUUAUGCCCAUGGCCCAGAGAGCACCUUAUGUUUGCUACUGAAUUCUGCUUUGCUGAUAUGUUCCAAGACAAUCCACUAAAGAUUUUUCAGUUCCUUCAAAGGGGUUUGUACAUAAAGUAGAAGGUAUUCUAAGAAGGCUUUUUUACAUGGAAAUUGAGAACGAUUUUCUGUAGUUCUUCCUUACAUUGUAAGGAAUCUGUUUGUUUAUGGUUAUCUAAAGUACUUUGUAUGUAAUGCAGUAAUAUAAAAGAGUUAGAAUGAAAAUUUUGGAUACAAGGUUAGAUAAGGACUUACAACCUGCAGGUUAUUUACAGGGCUUUGUGUAGAUUAGAGCAAAUAUGCUGUUCGGCUCACAAAGCACUAUUAUACCUUAUUUUUUGUUACUUCAGCAGUAACUGAGGUAUAACUGACUAACUGUAAGAAAUAUUACAGUGUCUGAGUACUGGAUGCAUCUUUCUAAAACAGAUUAAAUGUAAUUAUAGAUUUACUCUGUAUUUUACUAUAAAUAUUUUUAUAGAAGCCUCAACUUAUGCCACACAUUGAAAUGAAAGCAAUAUUUUGCACAUGAAAAGGAAUAGCUUCAAAUUCUUUAUCUGUAUGAUUGAUGGUGUAACUGAUUCACUAUCUUUUUGUUAGUUUAUUUUAACCUGCCCUAUAUUCUGAAUUCAAAAAAAAAAAAAAAAAAAAAGUAUAUUUUUAUUCUGUGUAUGUUGAAAUUACCAGUUCCAUAAAAUAAUGUUUUUACUAGUCAUUAUUCAUUGAACAGCAAUGUGUUUCCAUAAAGUUAUAUAUUUGUCAUUAAAUUUUCAUCUUUCAAUUCUAACGAAAGCUUUCUUUUAAACAAUGCAUAAGUCACUCUAAAAAGCUAGGUCUUUUCCUGCUAUAAUUUUAUGAAUAAUGUCUCCAGCAUAUAAAUAUCUAUGUGGCUAUAUAAAGUUAAUAAGUAAAACUUGAAGAAGGAAUGUGAGCUGUCAUCCUGCAGCAUCGUAACCAUUGCUUCUAAAGUAGCAGGGCCUGAAAAAAAUCUACCAAAUAUCCACUGUUCCUUGAAGAUUCUUAGAAAGAGAAAUCUUGAAGGAGUUAACUUAAUAUAACAACAGGGCAACAAACUGAAGAAAAAGUUCUUCUGCUUGCUAACUGUAGAGAGAAUCUGCCUUCUUUAUGACAAUGACAUAUGAAGUGGGUUAGGAAGAGAUAUUAGAUAAAGAAAAAAGUAAUUUAAAAAAAAAAAUUGAAGUCAUUAUUCCUUUGACUUAAUAGAUGGAAAGGAUACCCAUGAAACAAAUUAUUCAUCACUAUAAAUGAAUGCUUGUUAAAGAAGACAACCACAGUCAUGGAAAUUACCUUCCAUUCAUGACUGUAGUUGGAAGACUUUAUAUACUACAGAUUUCUCAAAUGCAUCUAUCAGUCCUGAAUAGACAAAAAUAAGGGAUGUUUUGGGGUUUCUGGCUGCUACAAGUAUACCUGAGAUGUGUGAGCAUAAUUCUUAUGGAAACAGUCAAUAACAUACCAACAAAAACAAAGUAAGUUUUAGCUCCACUGUUCCAAUUGAAGAAAUAGACAUUCCAAAGAUUUACAUUUUGUCUUCCACCAAGUAGGUAAAGGAUAUUUAUUUCCAAUAUCGUCAUGCUAACAGGAGCAAUAGUGCUUGUAAAAACCAAAGAACAGCAAAAAAGGCAAUUCUGAUAAUCUUUUAAGCAAACAACGGUUGAGUUUUGAUAUGGUUUUUUAUCUGUCCUGAAGAGGGUGUAUAUUGACAUAUGGUUGAUUGGGAUUUUUUCAUUGAAACGUUUUAUCUGAAAUACCAAGCAAUGAGUGAUACUGUUUGUGAAAUAAGGAUUGAUGUUGAGAAUUCUCAUUAAAAAUAUACCAUGGAAAAAGUUUUUAAAUUAUUGAAAUAUCCUGUUUCAAAAUUUCUCUCUGUGAAAUUUCAUUUUUCAGUUCAAAGUGACUUUUUCAGUUUGCAGUGUUGAAAAAAUGUAUAUAAAAAGGGAUUAAAAUUAAAAUUUUCAAUGUAAAGUGUUCCUUGAUUAGAUUUAUAAUUCUUCUUUUUGUUUUCAGAUUAUUAAUUUGCCAACAUUUUCAGAAUAUAGGCUAUUUAUCAGAAAUCUCCAAAACUUACAUUGCACAGAUAUAUUCUUUCUUCCUUAUCCACAUUUACACCAACUUCACUCUUAAAAUGGAGAUUUAGAUUCCAACUUCAAUUAUAACAUAAAUUAUCUACUAGUUUUACUGUUGGUUUUACUGUUUUUAAGUGGAGUAGAAAAAAGUAUAUCUAGACUAUUUAAUUAAUUCUGUUACUGAGGACUUAGACAUUCUUGGAUGUAAUUCAUCAGCUAAAUAUCAGACUGACAUUCUCACUACCACACUGACACUAGUGUUGCCCAGAGGUGUCUUCAGACAAUGAUUAAUAGUAUGUGCUGACCUCAACUGAUCUAUUGCAUUAGCAAAGAGAUAUUAAGAGAUAUUAUGUGUCUAUGUAAACUGUUUAAUUAUUACAUGUUUAGGGACUACAACUGUAACAAACAGCCAUCAGCGAGAGUCAUCUUGAGGUCAGCAAGUGUCACCAGAAGUUAUGUUUGAAUCUUAAAUUUAUUUUGGUGCCUCAUUUUAACCUCAGUUUUCUAGUUUAGAGAGGAAGAAAAAGAGGAGAAAAAGCAAAAAGAAUGGAAGAGAUGAAAGGGAACAGAAGACUGGUACAAGGUACAUGACUGCAUUGCUAUCAAGGAGGUAAAUUGAAGUAAAUAAUAAAAAGGAGGUAAACUGAAGUAAAGAACUGAGUAAAUAAAGCCAAGCAACCAUAGCUACAUAGUUACUGUUUUUCUAAGCUACUUAAUUUAAAAUACUUACAUGCUAAGCAGAAUAUAUGUUUUUUACUCUCCUGUUAUUGCCAAGCUACUCAAAAUCUGUUAAGCAAAGCAGUAUGAAAACCCUUUUUACUCAGAGUGUGCUUAUUACAUAUAAAAAUUGUACAUUUUGCUGAUUUAUAAACUGGACAAUUAGGAAAAACUUAAUUUAGAUGAGUGACUCUAAUUUGUGAAGUGCUCUUUAACUUAUUUAUGAUUUUAUCACUUACUGAUAGUAAAAUGAAAGACCUUUUAGCAUUUGAGGUAUUUUGACAGUAUAAAUUACAUUUUUAUGAUGUUUAUAUUAAUUUAUGAAAAUUACCAAUAUAUUUUGCCAUGACUCGUGUUUUACUAUGUGCUUUAUUUUAGGAUCAUAAGUGUGUAGGUUGAAUAUAUAUAUUUUUUCAACAAAAGAGAAACUGUAGUUUCUGUGCAUAUGGAAAAUGAAAGUGCAGUGGAAUACUCAGAAAACAGAGAGAAAAAUAAUUCAGAGUCUUGAGCAGUUCUAGGAUGAAGUUUACCUUGGAUUUCAAACUUUCUGAAUUGCUUAGGAUAAUUCUGCAACAAGAUAUUAACAGACAAGGUGUCUCUGACUUGUCUAAUUAUUUUCUACCUGAAACAUGUACAGAAUAUUUUACUUUCCAUAUGAUGCACAGGUUCUCACUGUCCUGAUUUCUAGUAAUUGUAUAGCAAUUUCUUUGUCAUCUUUCCUGCUUGAGGGAUAUGAUGCAGCAGAACACUCUGCAUUUAGUUAUUUAGUGAUGCUGUUUCUUCAUUGCUUUAAGCCACUAUCUUAAAAAUGGAUGCCUUAAUCUUUCUGAAACACCCAAACAAAUUCAAAAUAUUCAUCUCAUUACAGCAUCAGUGUGUUUUUGAAAAUCCCUAAUCUGUGCUUAGGAAACAGGCUAAGCUUAUAUUGUUAGAAAAGUAUAUUCAUUUAGGUUUUGCUCACUCUUGGCUUUGUCUGUAUCUUGUUUAAUUUUGUUAUGGAUCUCACUUAUUAUUUAUUAUUUUUAAAGUCCAAUCUAGUUUAUUAAUUUUUUAUAGUAGAUGCAGCCUGGAAAGUUCUCUUUGUUGUUUUUUUGUUUUGUUUUGUUUUCCUAUAAAUAUAAGCCAAUGUAUAUGUGUGUAAACGUAAAGAAUAUAGAUGCCAAUAGGUAACUUGACUGUAGUAAAUACAUGGCUUCAAAAAGAGAAAAUAUUAGGAACUAAGUGGCUCCUAAAGCCAGCAAGAAAAAAAAAAAAAAUAAAAAAAAAUCUGAUAAUUAAAACUGGAUGAAAAAUUAAAAUUAGAAGUAAAUUCCAAACUAUUCCUAAUGAGGCUAAUUAGCCACUGAAAGUAGGUAGCAAAGGCAGUUAUGGUUUCUCCAUUCUCAGUGCUUCUCAAUUUUUCUCUAAUACUUUCAAAUUAGGAUGGAACAUCUUAGUGAAAAGUUUGUGUAGCCCAAUGCAACUUACUGGACUUAGUUCUGAUGUUGUAAGUGUAUUCCCGUAUCCAUUGACUUACCAGCUCUGAUAGUCCCUAUUGACAGAAAAAUCUAGAUGUCAAAAGACCCAGCAACAUACAGUUAUUUGUUAUCUGUAAUGAGAAACUUCUUAUCCAAGCUAGAAUAACCACUUCUUGUGAUUUUAAAUUUAAAAAUACACCACAAAUAGUGUGACAUAGAAUGUCUGUUGCACAUUAUGGUAAUUACAAGGUAGCAAACUUAUAUGCUGUGGAAUUCAAUACUAUUUUAAGGAUCCUAAAGCUAAGUCUGAGGUCUUAGUGGACAAAAUGUGAAAUCCAAGAAUCACGGAAAGCGUAGUUCUUCAGCUUAUAUCAACAUUUUUGAGCACAUUGAUGGGAAUUUAACUCGGGUACAAGAAACAUCAUGCAGAAUGUACACAACAGUCUGUCCUUUAGGUGAUAUUAAUUAUGACCUGUUAAUGACGCUGCCAAACAUUUCCACUGCACAACAAAGUUUGAACUAUAACAAUUUUACACAAUUGUUUCUGAGAUUUAAAGUACAAAAUAUGCAAGCAUGCAGUACUUGUUUUUGUGGGGUUCUUUUGGUCAAAAUGCCUGAAAUAAGUUUCCUUUUUUCCUUCCUAUCUUCUUCCCUUCUUUCCUUCCCUCUCUCCUUCCUUCACACCCACUUUUCUUCCUUCCUUUCUUCUCUCCCACUUUCCCUCUUUUCUUCCUAAAUUUCUCAUGUUUUUUUAUAUUAAAAAAAAAAAAACCAACCGAUUCGAACUGUUACUGAAAUUUAUCUUUUUUCCCCCACACCAAAACUUGCACGAGGCCCUAGAAUAAUUCUAGUAAACUGAUGGGCUUCAACAGACAGUAAACUAUUUUGAGCACUACCUCAUUUCAGGCUUUUGAACUAGGAAAGUUGCCUUUUUGUAAAAUGUAAGCACUGGGUAUGAAAAAGUGUUUGUUUUGAAAAGUGAAGUAAAAAUACAGUGAAGUAAAAAUAAAGAAGUUAUAUCUUUGAGCCAGAACACAUCACUUUCUUGGGAGGAGAAAUUAUCAAGUAAUAUAAGCUUUCAUAUGAGGUAGAACAGUAUUGCCCUUCUUGUUUUGUUUCUGACAGUUGUCAGCUUAGAAUAAAUUAAAGGAAGAGGGGUUUUUUUUGUGAGGUAUUUUGGAUUAAUUUCAUUUCAGAUUGUAUCACCUCAACUUAAAUUUCAACAAUCUGAUAUUGAGGAAUUAUUGAUUGAAAUAUAUAUAUAUCAAUAUAUAUAUAUAUUGAAAUAUAUAAUGAAGAAUCCAUUACUAUAAGUGCAUAUAUAUACAAGUAAUUUUAUGUAAGUAUUCCUGUGGCCCACAGUUAAAAGAUACAUAGAAGACAUUAUAGGAUCAUGUAACUGAGCAAAAUCUCUUCUUUAAUCUUGUCAUGAGAUUUAUCCUAAGGUGUCACAGUGUCAGACAUGGAUUUCUCUUCUGUGGUAGGAUCUGCUGCCAAAAGGUAUUGGAGCUCUUGGAGCUUUUGGAGGAUGUUGCCAUUGGCCAACAACUCCUAAAACAAUUGUUUCUAUGGAGUUAUUCUGCAGUUAAAUUCCCCAAACCUGGAUUGCACUAAGACCUAAUGGGAGACUGAAAAAUAUAGUCCAAGGGAUAUACAUUUUCAGAGGAAAAAGGGAUCAUAGCUGUUAAAGAUUGAAGUAGAAGCUAGCAGACUUUUCCAAAAUAGCAGAAAUUUUGUAUGGUAGUAGUAUGUAAUCUUUAAUUAUCUAUGUACAUUUUAAAAAAAAUUGCAUUCAUAUACAAAUUUCUAUGCCUUUUUUUUUUUUUUUUUUUUUUUUAUUGCUUAUAUAAUUUAAUGUGAACAUAAUCACUUUUACUUUUUUAAUUUUUUAUUAUGCUCUGACCUCUAAAAAAGAUCCAUUAACAAGAUGCCAACAGGCAGUUUAAUUUCAGGUUCCCAAGUGUUGCCCUAACACUUCCUAACACUUCCUAACAGGAAUCUUCAUGUUUUUCUGGGGCUAGGAAGAAGCUUUUAGUCUUGUCUAAUCAUAAACCAGUAGCUGUAGCUCAGAGCAAAUGAUGGUGCCAGAUUCUAUCACUACUGAUGGCUCUUCUCUUCAAUGCAAUUACAAGUUAUCUGGGGAAAAAAUAUAACCCUGGAGGUGGUGGAGUGGUUUGGUUUUUUUGUUGUUUGUUUGUUGUUUGUUUGUUUUUUGUAAUUCCCAUUAAACUGUAACACACUUUAUAAACUCAAAGUCCUAAAGAGUAUUGGCUUGGUGUAAGAUUUGUGUACUGUGUUGACUCUGGCAUACAGCAUCUUUGUUAAGUUAAGCUCCAGUGACUUCUAGGAAGAGAAGCAGUGACAUCUGUACACUGCUUGAGAGUCUUCCUUUAAUCUUUUUUGGAAUCUGUAGCAAAAUUAUUUUUUCUUUUGUGACAUGUGAGUUACUCAUUAAAAAAUCCCAAUGGUAUAUUUGCUCUCGCCUAGAGAGAUCAAGCUUGUCAUUCCAAUUUUUAUUCUCAUUCGGCAUGCCAUAAAUACAUUUUGUAGUAGUUGGGCAACUGCUCAUCCUGAAUAGCCAUCCAUAGAUAACAUUAUAGAAACUGCAUAACAAUUUAGAGAUCAAAGAAUAUAGUGCUGUUUCCUGCUCCUUAAAGCAUUUAUAGUCAUCAAAUGAACAUACAUACUGUAUGGCACCUACUGCUUAUUUCUUAGUAAGUUGUCAUUUAAGGAAAAUAUUGUCAUUAGCAGCUGAUCACUAUGCACAGGGUAAAAGCCAUAGUUUUUUUUAUAGUUUGUUGGUUGGAUUUUUACUUUACUAUAGUAAGCUUUUGUGAUGUGAGUUUAUUCCAGACUUCAGGGAGAAAUUCACCAUUUCAUAACAAAGCAAAAAUAUAGCAAGAUCAUUGUUCUGUACUUCUUUCAAAUAUGACAGUAAGGUGGAAGAAUAGAAGUGAUUUAUUUUUUUUAAUUUAUUCUGCAUGAAAACAGUACUUCUGAUUCCUUUUCAUUCCAGUUGUUCAUUUUGUGUUACAGUUUAGUGUGUUUUAGAAAGACUGUGAACAAAUUAGAAGGUUCAGGUGUGAAUUUCAUUCUUAAAGAUCCCUUGUAAUGUUCAAAUUCAACAGACUGGCCUGAAGAAUUCCUGCCCUUUUCCCCACUCUCCUUAUUUUAUUAAAAGUAAGGUCAUGCAUUUACAAAACUAGUUGUUAAAACGCCAAGAAAAACUCAACUUUGGGUGAAGAGAGGUUACUUAUCUUCCAAACCACAGCAAAGACUUACUCAGCUUUAGUGAGCAUGAUUUGAAUGUUAGCAAUUCACCUAAACAACUCAGUUUCAAAGGGUUAGAUAAUCAGUACAAUGUUUUUUAAACAUUUCUUUUCCAUAUUACUUGACUUCAAGAAAGACUGCUUCUCUGACUGAGUAGGAGACUGAACUUGUGCAUUUAAUUAUGUAAUCAAGACUUUUGCUCUAUUUGGGACCACAAGUACAUGUGACAUGAGAAUUCUAUCUCAGUGACUGGCAUUAUGUUUUAUAAAUAUUUUCCAUCACUUAUCCAGACUUGAAAUAAAGAGACUGCAACCUGAAAAGGAAAAGGUUGGCAAAUAAUUCAAUUUUAAAAGAUACAAAGCUCAUUCUUCCUUUGCAGUUGACUGUCAUUUGAAGAAGUCCAACCUCAAGUAAAAUCCUAUUGAAGUGUUGGGGUUUUGUUAGUUUGAAUUAAAAGAUGAUAUUAUCUCAGAUAAUCAAACUGGCUUGUCUUGGAUAAAGUUCUAUGCAUCUCAGAGCACUAGUCAAAAUAAUUAAUGUACAUGACCAACAAGCCCGUCUAGCCUGAACAAUAGUUUCACUUCCAUAAAACUUGAAAAAGGAAAAGACCAGAGAGGAUCUUCAGAUAUCAAUUUUGGAAAAGGUUGUGUCAAAUGAAAUGCAUUCUUAUCCUACUGCAUCUGUUUUAAAAUGUCACUGAUAUCUCUUGCAAAGGGAAAAAAAAGCUCACAGAUCUGUGUAAGAUGAAAUUGAAUAAGGACUGUUUACAGAGACAGGGAAAAUGUGCUGUUUCUUGUAUAAGUAUUCAGCAAAGCAGCAAAGCUGUGAAUGCCCAGCUGAUGACUGGCAGUAUGUACUUUUUGAAAAUGAAUUUUUAUUAUGAUGACAGUGUAUUUCAGCUAUAUCAGACUUACUAACAAAAGCUGCCCUGUCCAAAAAAAUUACAAGCAAACUGUAGGUACUGUGAGAGCAGAAUGAAUAAAAUUUUAAUAUCUUAAGGGCAACAGGAAAAGGCCCCAUUUAUUUUCAAAAUUAACUUCAACACAUUGGAAUCAUUCAGUGAGUCUUACGCUUCUACCUGUCCCAGUCUCUUUGAAAAGAUGAUUUAAAGUUUCUUGUUUUGAUUUUGAACAUACAGCCUGUCAUUUCAUACUGAAUACCACUCAGCUAUUACUUUCUGAAGUACAAAGCUAAAAGCUUAGCCAUGUUCAAAUGUUUUAGGAAGAAAAAAAAUAGAGAUUCUGUGAUUAUUUUUGGAGGAAUCAGAGUUGGCAUCUAGAAAGUGUUUUCAGUAGGUUUAUAUUAUGAUUUUCAACUUCUCCUUAGUUAUUUUGAGAGUUGUUUUUUGUUUGUUUUGUUUUCCUUUCCAAUGAAUGUGAGUUGAAUAGUUGCACUGUUGAACAUUAUUGCUGUUGGUACUCUUCCCUCACUUCUCUCUAUUUGACUCAAAAAACAUCAAAAUACAGGGUUCUUUGGCUCCCUAACAUCUCUUUGAAGAUAUAGCAAAAUUCUCUAGCAAUGCUAUUAAUAUUCCGUGUGUACCCAGCAAGUUUCACAGGGUUUACUCUCUUGUCUGCAUGUGAUUUGCUUUAAUAAAACCAUAGCUUUGCCUGUAUAUUACAUACACACUAAGCAUUAAUAUAUUUGCUGUCAUUUGAAUUGAGCUCAACUUUGCACUUUUCAUCCCACAAAACGUACUGCAAAAAUAACAGAAUAGUAGCAUGGGUUAGUAUUUUAUUUUCAGGAAUUGAAGUCCUUUGAGUAGUUCUCAACUAAAUGUAACAUAAAUAUCCAAGAAUAAGCUAAAUAGAUUAAGGUGCUUUUUUCCUUCUUCACUUUGUAACUACGUGUGUGUGUGUGUGUGUUUACUAUGUGAAUGAAAGUUUAAUUUUCUCAAAAACAAAACAUGCACAUGAUUAACUUUGUAAAAGUUACUGUAAUGGAAUGGAGUAUUUAUUUUUAAACUAAAUUCUUAAGGAAACAUUAUCUGUAAAUAAAAGACUAUAUUUUCCUCAGUAUUUUUGCUCAUCCUAUCAACUGUAUUUAAAAUUUGUAUGUAAAAUGUAUUACUGAGGUACUGUAGAUUUCUCUGUUUGUUUAAAUAACUCUGUCUCAAUGUUUUCAUCAUUUACUCUGCUGAUCCAGUCAAUAUUGUACAUUCAGUGCACUUGUUUAAAAGAUUCAUAUUAUUCUGGAGAUCUGCAAAGAAUUAAAAUAAGUAGCUUACAGAUGUAAA